AUAACGUGCUUGGUGGGAACGUGACAUAACCGCUUAUAAGCGUUUUAUUUAUUUAGUGGGUUAUUUACUCCCUUGGCACGGCCUGUGUGCGUUUGUGUGUGUGUGUGCGUGAGAGAGAGAGAAGGUGAAUACAGAGCAGCGUUUCCGCGCUGUACCGCUGGUGUGUUGUGGGCUUGCGCCGGAUCGCCACGGCACUUCCGCUCGGCGCGAGGGCGAUUACAAACACGCGCGUCCAAGGCGACGGAAGAGGCUCGCGCAGACACAAAGAAAGGUCGCGAGGAUGUCGGAUGAGGAUUCGCGUGCCGGCUCUAGUUCUUCCUCCUCUUCAUCAUCAUCGUCGUCCUCAUCGUUUUCGUCCACGGUCCGUCAGCAGUCGGAGAAAGACACACCGAGCAAGAAGCGAGAGAGCAAGGCCGGCAUGAAUAAAAACUCCAAACUUCUCUCAACCAGCGCCAAAAGGAUUCAGAAGGAGCUAGCUGAUAUCAUGUUGGAUCCUCCACCAAAUUGCAGUGCCGGCCCCAAAGGAGACAACAUCUACGAGUGGAGGUCCACCAUCCUGGGUCCUCCAGGCUCCGUGUACGAGGGGGGAGUCUUCUUCCUCGACAUCGCCUUCACUCCAGACUACCCCUUUAAACCGCCCAAGGUGACGUUUCGUACCAGAAUCUACCACUGCAACAUUAACAGUCAGGGAGUGAUCUGCCUGGACAUCCUGAAGGACAACUGGAGCCCGGCGCUAACCAUCUCCAAGGUGCUGCUCUCCAUCUGCUCUCUCCUCACAGACUGCAACCCUGCCGACCCUCUGGUGGGAAGCAUCGCCACUCAGUACACAAACAACAGACCGGAGCACGACAGGAUAGCCAAACAGUGGACCAAGCGCUACGCCACAUAAUCUCACACCUCACCAGGGAAGAAGAGUGCUACUGACGACGAUGAUGAUGAAGAUGGAGGGACGGCUCUGGGGAGAAGGGUGUGUAAUAUAGAGGAGAGGAGAGUGGGAGGGCACGAGGGUGGUUUAGGGUGGGAGGGGAGAUGGGUUCAGCUGUAGGAUAGAGUGUACAAGGAGUGUUUUAUGGUGGAGUUAAAGUCUUAUUUCCUGUUUGUCAUUUAACAUGAUCCCUUUCUUCUUCUCCUCCCCCUCAUUUUUACCUGUGUAGAAUUCUACUUUGGCAAUAAAUGGAUCUUAACAUGUCUUCCUUUUUAUUUUUGUUUGUCCCCCCCCACCCCCCCUCAGUUCUUGUAAAUUGAUUUUAGUUAGGACUUUAGAAGAGGGCCAUGAUGAUCAAUCCUGAUUUUUGCGUGUAGAAAAAAAAAAGAAGAAAAAAUCUGACAUCUGGUACAACGUCUGGUCUUGACUGUACAAUGUCUCCCCCCCCCUGCAUAUUAAAGUUCCAUUCGACAUACAA
Molecule: messenger RNA, 1403 nt
Organism: Clarias gariepinus (North African catfish)
Lineage: Eukaryota; Metazoa; Chordata; Actinopteri; Siluriformes; Clariidae
Gene: ube2e1
Product: ubiquitin-conjugating enzyme E2E 1
Exons: 6
Coding region: 281-889 (202 amino acids)
Biological process (GO): protein polyubiquitination
Cellular component (GO): nucleus
Molecular function (GO): ubiquitin conjugating enzyme activity
Source: RefSeq, a predicted model, not a curated record